AUUCUUACAAUUAUGAUAAAAUUAGGAAUGUAUAUAGCUACAAUUUUCUUUUUAAUACUUAUGAAGAAUGUAGAGCUAAGCAUCUCAAUAUUUUCACAACCACGAGCACCCAAUUUUCCAUAUUUUGAAAGACCUCAGUAUCGAUAUCCAUAUUAUGAUGAAAAUGGAAAAGGUCGUUUGCUUUAUGGUUAUGGAGGAUCACACCUUUAUCAGUAUAAAAUUUACAAUACUCUUGAAGGCAUACAUUAAAUAUAUUAUAUGAAUAUUUGCAAAA
Molecule: messenger RNA, 274 nt
Organism: Ceratosolen solmsi marchali
Lineage: Eukaryota; Metazoa; Arthropoda; Insecta; Hymenoptera; Agaonidae
Exons: 3
Coding region: 13-249 (78 amino acids)
Source: RefSeq, a predicted model, not a curated record